Brettanomyces nanus is the source of this 1341-nucleotide messenger RNA. RefSeq lists its product as uncharacterized. Gene Ontology annotation, cellular component: fungal-type vacuole membrane. Gene Ontology annotation, biological process: calcium ion transmembrane transport; intracellular calcium ion homeostasis. The record is from RefSeq and is a predicted model, not a curated record. The transcript has a single exon. Gene Ontology annotation, molecular function: calcium:proton antiporter activity. Bases 1 to 1341 code for a protein of 446 amino acids. Lineage: Eukaryota; Fungi; Ascomycota; Pichiomycetes; Pichiales; Pichiaceae.
AUGCCGUCCGAAUCAACAUCUUUGCUUCCCAGUUAUAUUAGGGAUACAAACGCUCUGCAGUAUGUCUCCAGACCUUUCUCGCUAGCCAUUAGAUCUUCCCCAAUCAAUUGGCUCUUGAUAUUUGUCCUAUUGGGCAUCUUGGCAGACUGGUUCCACUGGGGCUCUACGUCCGUAUUUUGCCUCAAUUUCCUUGGUAUCAUCCCAUUGGCCUCUGUUUUGGCCUAUGCAACAGAAGAGUUAGGUGAAAGUAUUCACAAUAAUUCCAUUGCUGGUUUGCUGAACGCUACUUUCGGUAAUGCUGUCGAGGUCAUCGUUAGUAUCAUUGCAUUAAUGCAAAACCAGGUGACUGUUGUUCAGGCUUCUAUGUUAGGCUCUAUCUUAUCCAACUUGUUGCUUGUUUUAGGAUCCUGUUUCGUUGCUGGUGGUAUUCGUUAUUCUCAGCAGACGUUCAACCAGACCGUCGCUCAAACCAUGUCCUCUUUACUGGCUCUUUCUGUCAUUGGCUUGCUUCUUCCUGCGGCUUUCCAUGCUUCAUUACCUGAAAAGACUCCCGCCCUAAGUGACAAAAUCUUAGACUUCUCCCGUGGUAAUUCUCUUUUACUUUUGGUCGUCUAUUGUUUGUACAUGUUUUUCCAAUUGAAGACCCAUGCUUUCUUGUUUGAAGAUUCGGACAGUGAUGGCAGUAAUAGUCCUGUUAUUGAUGCUUACACUGGUCCCUUUGAUUCAUCAUCUGUUCCUUCAGCUGCCGCUGCUGAUCGGUCUCUUUCUCCCUCUUCCCGUUCCUCCAAUCAUCUUGCCAAAAGAGGUAAUAUUGUUGUCAGACCCAAAUCCAUCUAUGACUUGGGUAAGGAGCGCCAACAGCAACAUUUGGGAGCCUGGGAAUCUGUCAUCGUUUUGGCAAUUACUACCUUGCUUGUCUCUAUCUGUGCGGAUUAUUUGGUGUCUUCGAUAGACGAUAUCGUCGAAACUUCGGGUCUUUCAAAGACUUUUAUUGGUUUGGUCGUCAUUCCUAUCGUUGGUAAUGCGGCAGAGCAUGUUACGGCCAUCGUUGUUGCCUACAAAAACAAGAUGGAUUUGGCCAUUGGGGUCGCUGUCGGCUCUUCUAUACAAAUAGCCUUAUUUGUCACUCCGCUUUUGGUCUUAAUCGGAUGGGCUAUCGAUGUUCCAAUGUCCCUCUACUUCUCUACGUACGAAACUGCAGUGAUGUUUGUUUCGGUGUUCAUAACGAACUACUUAAUCCUUGAUGGAGAAUCUAACUGGUUAGAAGGUGCUAUGUUGAUCUGCACCUAUCUUAUUAUAGCUAUCUCAUUCUACCUAUAUCCAGACACUUUGGCUCAGUAG